Penicillium verrucosum is the source of this 1074-nucleotide messenger RNA. RefSeq lists its product as uncharacterized. Gene Ontology annotation, molecular function: acyltransferase activity, transferring groups other than amino-acyl groups. The record is from RefSeq and is a predicted model, not a curated record. The transcript has a single exon. Lineage: Eukaryota; Fungi; Ascomycota; Eurotiomycetes; Eurotiales; Aspergillaceae. Bases 1 to 1074 code for a protein of 357 amino acids.
AUGGCGCGCAUGGUCACCUCCCCAUGUCCAAGAGACUACGCUAAUACCACGAACCCGAACGACACCGUGAACGAGAAAAAGGCUCGCCACCUGAGCCUAAGUACCAGUCAGGACACGUUCAAACCCAUCUCGUCCCCAGGACAAUCGACAGAUGUAGCGACUGAAGACUUCGAAAUCGCGUCCGUACUGAAGCUGAUCGCUGUCUCAGUCACUGAGCAGCGCCGCCUCGCCAUCGAAUCCCUCAUCCUCCACCCGAUCACUCUAACCCUGUUAGCCGUGGGGUUUGUUUACAGCGUCGGUGCCGUUUACCAAGACCCAUCUGGCUGGCCCUAUAUUGCGGUUAUCUGUGCAACCACGGUAUUGGCCGCUUUGGGCAUCGUCACACGCUUGGCUGGGGAAUAUGAAAAGGAAGCUGAGAGGGUUGGAACACUGAACUGGUUGUACGAACACGAUCCUAACAAAGAAGUCGACCCUACCACGACCCAGGAAGACCCCGUAUUCAACUCAGAUAACGGGGUUACAUUUGUACUUGUUCAUCGAUUCGGGAGCUGCAUUGUCGGCACGCUUGUUGUGAGCAUCGUAUACAUCGGCAUCCAGCCCCAUUCGAAAAUCAACCUGAUGACUCUCCCAACGGGCGAAAACUACGAUGCCUUUAUCCGUGCAUGGACUGUGCAAAAAGGUUUCCGUGGCUACGGUGUUGGUGCUGCGCUCCUGAACGAAGCUGUCAUGAUCUGCCAUGAGCAUAAGUGGAAAGGGCUUCGGUUUGCGAAUUCCCAUGCCAAUUCGCUUCGCGUCUUUCCCUGCAUCUUUCACUUGGACAUGGACCAGGCGUCUGAUAUGUGGAGCUCGUAUCUGCGCAAACGGACUGAGACGCAUCGUCAAUCCCGUGCUGUUCUGGAGACUCGACUCCUCGAUGCAGCGCCAAGUACGAGUGAUAGCCAGGGCCCGAUGAUUGAUACCCAGAUGCGCUUGGUUUGUAUCCAGGCUAAGCUAGAGGAGUUGAUCCGAAGUUACUUCAAUGUGCGUCUUGAAAAAGCAGUCGAGGCUCAGACUCGGUGGAGGAAAACAUCGUGA